AUGGUUUAUUACCCAACUAGUGUCGGCAUGCAAUCUCUCUACCAAGAAUCCAUCUACCUCAACGAACAACAACAACAACAGCAACAGCAAGCUUCUUCUUCCCCCGCCGCAUCUUUCUCCGAGAUAGUCUCCGGCGGAAACUGUCUCGAAAUCCCUAACUCCGGUGGUGUUCGAAACGAGAUGGUUUUUAUCCCACCAACAAGCGACGACGUCGUCGCCGUCACAGGUCUCAGCGGGAACGUGAACGGAAACGUCACUGUCUCAAGCAACGAUCUAAGCUUUCACGGCGGUGGACUUUCCUUAAGCCUCGGGUUCGUAAGUAGCGUUCUGAGAUCUCGUUACCUUAAACCAACGCAGCAACUGCUCGACGAAGUUGUUAGUGUCAGGAAAGAUUUGAAAUUGGGGAAUAAUAAGAAGACCAAAAACGAUAAAGGUCAAGACUUUACUAAUGGGUCGAGUGAUAACAACGCAGAAAACGAGAAAUCGCAGCAAGAGUUAUCUCCUUCAGAGCGUCAAGAGCUUCAGAGCAAGAAGAGCAAGCUCUUAACAAUGGUCGAGGAGGUGGAUAAAAGGUAUAACCAAUAUUACCAUCAAAUGGAAGCAUUAGCUUCGUCUUUCGAGAUGGUAACAGGGAUUGGAGCAGCUAAGCCAUACACAGCGGUAGCUCUGAACAGAAUCUCUCGCCAUUUCCGCUGCUUGAGGGAUGCGAUAAAAGAGCAGAUUCAGGUGAUCAGAGGGAAGCUUGGGGAGAGAGAGACUUCAGAUGAACAAGGAGAGAGGAUACCGCGUCUUAGGUACUUAGAUCAGAGGCUGAGACAACAGAGAGCUCUGCAUCAACAGCUUGGAAUGGUUAGACCAGCUUGGAGACCACAAAGAGGCUUACCUGAAAACUCUGUCUCUAUUCUCCGCGCUUGGCUCUUUGAGCAUUUCCUUCAUCCAUAUCCUAAGGAAUCAGAGAAAAUCAUGCUUGCGAAGCAGACAGGACUAUCGAAAAACCAGGUUGCAAACUGGUUCAUUAACGCGAGAGUUCGGCUAUGGAAACCGAUGAUCGAAGAGAUGUAUAAAGAAGAGUUUGGAGAUUCAUCAGAGUUACUCUCUAACUCUAAUCAAGAGAACAACAAAAUGCAGGAAGCAUCUCAGCUCAAACACGAAGACUCUUCUUCGCAACAACAGAAUCAGGGAAACAACAACAUCGCAUAUACAUCUUCUGAUGCAGAAGAAAACCUCGUCUUUGCAGAUCCGAAACCAGACCGUGCUACUGGAGAAUACGACAGCUUGAUGAACUAUCACGGGUUUGUUGGUAUCGAUGAUUACAAUCGCUACAUUGGCCUUGGAAACCAGCAAGAUGGCAGAUUCUCUAAUCCCCAUCAGUUACACGACUUUGUUGUCUGA
Molecule: messenger RNA, 1392 nt
Organism: Thlaspi arvense
Lineage: Eukaryota; Viridiplantae; Streptophyta; Magnoliopsida; Brassicales; Brassicaceae
Source: the annotation of a GenBank genome assembly